Messenger RNA from Prunus avium (sweet cherry), 974 nucleotides. Its product is annotated as light-harvesting complex-like protein 3 isotype 1, chloroplastic. The record is from RefSeq and is a predicted model, not a curated record. NCBI's taxonomy places the organism in Eukaryota, Viridiplantae, Streptophyta, Magnoliopsida, Rosales, Rosaceae.
AGUUUGCCCAUAACUUCACUGACAAAAAUAAGGAAGGGAAGAUAAGCUUUCAAAUUCCCAAGCAUGGGCUUCCUCCCUACUUUCUAUCUAUAAGAUCAUUUUGAUAAAAAGAAAAGAACAACAAACUGAAGCACCAAACUAGCAAGAACAAAGGAGGAGAGCUACCUUAAGGCAUGGCUUCCUUGGCCAUUUCUGCUUCAUUGCAAACAGUUUGCAGCUCACAUCAAGCCACUAAGAAACAACAGCCCCAAUCCAGACCAGCUGCUCGCUCAUUGGGGACAAAAGAGGCCACCCAUCAUGUUGUUGCGCUGGAUGUGAAAGCUCAAAAUUGUUUAAACAUAGAGAAGCAAGAGAAGUCUGCUUUACGCAUCGAUAGGCCUGAGGCAGAGGAUGCUGCAGACUACAAAUCACAGCAUGGUUUGGGUACAGAAUUGCCUGUUGUGAAGUUCAACGACAAGCGGUGGAAGAAAGGGACAUGGGAUCUAAAUAUGUUUUCCAAGGAUGGCAAGUUGGACUGGGAUGGCAUCAUUCUAGCAGAAGCAAAGAGGAGGAAGUUUCUUGAGCUUCACCCAGAAUCAGCUACCAACGACGACCCGGUUGUGUUUAGGAGCUCCAUCAUACCAUGGUGGGCAUGGAUGAUGAGAUCCUAUCUCCCGGAGGCUGAGCUGAUCAAUGGUCGAGCGGCGAUGGUUGGGUUCUUCAUGGCAUAUGUUGUAGAUGCUUUGACAGGGCUUGGUGUUGUAGGACAAACUGGCAACUUCAUAUGCAAGGCAGGGUUCUUUGUGGCAGUCAUUGCCAUAAUAUUCAUCAGGCGAACCCAAGUUUUUGAGAACCAAAAGAAGCUAGCUGAUGAAGCUACUUUUUAUUACAAGCAAUGGCAAGCUUCGUGGAUAGAUCAAAAUGCAACAAGUGGCUCUUUAGAUCAAACUGGAAAGAAAAUUUAAGCCUGCCUUCCAAAAGAAAUUGUAUUUAUC